AUGACAAAACUAUCGGGGAAGUCCUCCCCAGAACUGGACGUUGUGGAGCACGUGAAUGGUUUUGGACGCUGGCAGUUGCGCACCAUACUGCUGAUAUUCCUCUGCAAGAUUCCCAGUGCCUGGUUCACAGCCAUUAUUAUCUAUACGGCUCCUUAUCCCUGGAAGGGGGAGCUGGUCUGCCAUCCGGCUGAAUGGAAUGAGCGAUCGCGGGCGGAGCAUGUCAGUCAGAUCCAUCCACUUUGGCAGGAUGCAAGGAGCACGGAUCGGCUGUUCAAUGUGGAUGUGUGCAGCUAUUCGGAUUCCCUGGCCCGAGGAUUCGUCCGCAGUCAUGGUCGGCAGUGGAAUGCCUCGGAAUAAGAGCCGGAUGCCCAAUCUUCGCUUCCCUGCGAGCAUGUGGAGCACAUGACGGACUAUAGAUCCCUGAUCAUCCAGUUCGAUCUGAUCUGCUCUCGUCGCGUUUUAGUGGCGGUGACGCAAUCUUUUCAUGCUCUUGGCGCCCUGAUUGGCGGUCUAAUGGCCUACUCUGCUCUCAAAAUCAUUAGUCCACGACGUUUGAUGUUGCUCGGCAUGAUUGGACAGAUAUUUUGUGGUAACCUCACCGGUUUAGUGGACACCUACCAGUUGCACAUCUACUUUCGCUGCCUUACUUCCAUAUUGGCCCUUAUGUAUACUUCCGGGCAGUUUAUAUUAAACGACAUCACCUCGGGACAGGCUCGCAUCAUAGUGAUCACUCUAUCGGAGCUGUUUUGGUCCAUGGGUCUAGUACUCCUCCCUGCCAUUUCCAUAUACUUUGACGACUGGAGCUACCUGUACGUGGCCAUCUCCUUCCUGAUUGUUCUGGUUUGGCUGCAUCGAUGGAUAGCGGAUUCUCCUCGCUGGCUGCCACACCAGCGGAUUGAGGCUGCUCUCCGCCAGCUUCUGGAAUCGGCCACCUACAACAACAGGAAGGUUCCUACCCUCGAUGUUCAGCUCACGGUGUACGCCAAUGACUGGACAAUGGCCAAAAAGAAGCCUGGUUACUGCCAAAUCUGGGAUGGCGAGACGAAACGCAGCCAACUAUUGUAUCACUGGAUCUGGGGUUGUGCUAUGGUGCUAUAUAACAUCAUUCUGCUGAUGAUCCGGAAUUUAGGAGCCCAACAAGUGCAUGUGAACACAGCAGCCUUGGGUUUUGCUGAGAUGGUGGGCGUUUUUGUGGCUUACCUGAUCCUGUACACACGUCGUCAUUGGCGGUGGGCAGGAAAUCUGAUGAUUAUAGCGGGUCUGAGUACUUACCUCAUAUGGCUUUUACCAGAAACUGAACGUAACUCCAGACGAGUGGGACUGGAACUGGUCUUCUGGUUUGUCUUAAAGGUGGCCAACUCCGCCUCUAUAGCCGUCUUGACCACUGCACCAGUGAAAUUGUGUCCAAGGAGAAAGGGUGCUCUCCUGCUAUCCGUGAUCUCAUUCAGUCGCAUGUGCCUGGUAUUCUGCCCGCUGCUGAGCUGCCUCACUGUCAUCCAUCACCUGGUUCCAAUCACCAUCUUGGCUACUAUUGGUUGGAUCUAUGGACUGGCCCUGCGUCGUCUCAAUCGCUAUUAUUGGAACACGGAGCAGCCACAGAUGAGCCAGGUGCCCACUCCCAAAUAUCGUCGCCAGUCGGCCAUCAUUUUGCGCCGCUGCAGCACCGACAGCUCAGAUUGCAGUGCCUAUAGCAACGAACUGUUGAGCAACUUUGAGAGGAAUAUGGCAGUCAGUAUAGCCGACAUUUGGCACAUCAACUUCCAUCCCAGUGAGAUCGAAAUGGAGCUGGAGCAGCCCAGACCGCAAGCUUGCAGGUCGCACAGCUCGGAAACCAUUUAAAAAGCUUUCCAGAAGCCCAAAAGUAGGCUUUGUUAUGUGAUUAAAAAAUCAAGAUAUUCCUAUUUGUUGUUAAUAGUAAAGUGUUUAUAUAUAUUAAG
This is a messenger RNA of Drosophila suzukii, 1937 nucleotides long. RefSeq names its product solute carrier family 22 member 19. Gene Ontology annotation, biological process: transmembrane transport. The record is from RefSeq and is a predicted model, not a curated record. Lineage: Eukaryota; Metazoa; Arthropoda; Insecta; Diptera; Drosophilidae. Gene Ontology annotation, molecular function: transmembrane transporter activity.